This is a messenger RNA of Seminavis robusta, 2433 nucleotides long. The record is from the annotation of a GenBank genome assembly. NCBI's taxonomy places the organism in Eukaryota, Bacillariophyta, Bacillariophyceae, Naviculales, Naviculaceae.
AUGGUGGCUCAUCGUCGUGGCAAUGGCCGUCCCAACAACUCGUUUGGAGCGAGGCUCGCAAAAAGAUUGGUGGGAAAGGUGCGAGAGGCCGAGAGCGAAUUUCCGCAACCCGACUAUGUGUCUACCCCGCAAUCGAGCCCAAAGAAGAAGAAAAAGACUGCCGAUGAUGACUGUGUUUCCACCCCUGUAGUAGACAGCCACAUGAAACCCAGUCCAGCACAGAUUCGAGCGGCUGCCGAGCUGCAACGGUGCUGGGAGAAGAGUGGAUUAGUGUCAUCUCCUCAACGUAGUGCCAAGAAAGAGCACCAGUUGCCCGAGUUGUCGCUCCAUCACGACGACGUGUCGACUAUUCAUACAAAUGACGCCGAAAUAGAAGAAGACAAGAGCGCCCGGUUGUUGCAGCAAUUGUGUUGGUGGAGGCAGCUGUCACCCAACGAAGCGGAGCGAAUUGCGCAGUUACCACCGUAUCAGGCGUCGUCACAUAAUAAUGUCUCGGCGAGUCAGUUCAUGAGAGAUGCCAGACAACAUCAAAAGCAGCCAUCUUCCGAACAACGAGAGACCAAGAAUACAGCCGCAAUCCACAAGACGACGGAUGAAAUGUUAAAAAUGCCGUCUUUGAUACAACAACAGCAAACGCCAUCAUCUGUCCAACAACAAGAAGAAGAGGACGAAAGCGCCACCACGCUCAGCAGUAGUUCAGUGCUACAAGGCUCUACCACUGGAGGAUCGGCCAUGCGGGAUGAGGCGGCAUCAACCGUCGAUGGCGAUGCCCUCACGGCGAAAUCACAGUCUCCCUUGGAAUUACUAGCGUCAGAAGCGUUCCACGUUGCGUCCAUUGAUACAUCCCUCUUGUUGGAUGAUGAUGAUUAUGAUUCGGAACAAAUGUCGGAUCUUCAGACACCAUCACCCAACGCUAACAAUUUCGGAACAACGACCCCAGAAGCUGACCAACAACAGCAGGCAAAUAAUACUGAGAGUGAGGAUGGUAGUGUUGGCUUGGUGGAGUCAGCGACAACUGCAGAAACUCCGACAACUAUCCUUGGAUCGGAGCUGCAAACUAAGACGCCUCCAUCUGUUGCAAGUCAACAACCAUCGCGUAGCGGUUCGAUGGCGACAACACCGACAGCUACAAUGGGGCUGCAAACUCCCACGACAAAUAGGACGCCUCUAUCGGUUGCAAGUCAACAGCAUGCAAAGGGAAGCCAAUUUCAAUGCCAAACACCCACAAGUGUAUCAUUGCAAACUCCAACAGCUACCAGAACGCCCCAAACACCAGAUUCUGAGGAUGGUAAUGGCAGCAAGGUCGGAACUGUGCAGACUCCAACAGCAACCAGAACACCUCAAACACCAAGUUUGCAGAAUGGCAGUGGAAUCAAGUUGAAUCCAAAAAACAGUUUUCAACAGGCCACACCCAACGCGAUGGGAUUAGUGCUGACUCCAACAGCGACCAGGACACCUCAAACACCAGGUUUACAGGAGGGCGGUAGUGGUACCAAGAUAAAUCCAACAACAACGGCCCAUUCUGAUUCGCCCACAACCUCGGGAUCAGUCCUCACUCCAUCAGCGACCAGGACGCCUCAAACUCCUUGUUCACUUGGAAACAAGUUGAACCCAACCGAUACAGCGCAUUGUGAUACGCCCACAACCUCGGGAUCAGUCUUCACUCCAACAGAGACCAGGACACCAAACACCCCUGGUUUACAGGAGGAUGAAAGUGGAAACAUGUUGACUGCAGAAGAGAAAUUCCAGCAGAAUACACCCACAACACCAGCAGCAACCAGAACACCUACUACAUCUGUAACUCGCAUCGCCGUCACCCCAAGAUCCGUUCGCAAUAGCAUCUUGACGACAUCCGGGAGCAGCAAAAAGACGACAUUGACAAAACCAGAUUCCCAAAAGAUUGAUCUAAAAGGCCUGUACAAUCGCGCCUAUCAAGUACGCUGGGUGCAACUGCGGGCAAAUCGACGUCGCCGAAUUCAAGCGGCACGUGAGAUUCAAUACUGGUGGGUUCACACUACUAAUACUAACGACAGCAAAGGCAGUAGGGACACUGACAAUCAUAAUGACGACAAUCUUCAGAACGAUGAGAGAGUACAGAAUGAGAUUGUAGCUGCACCUGCAGAAGAUUGCAUGGUUUCCAUUGUGGAAUCUACCAGUGAUGGCUUGAGCCUUGCCCAGGCCAAGGAGCCGGAAAACGAAGUUCUCAAGCAGGAAUCCAACGAGAGCGCUCGUCAGCCCUUGUUUUCUACCUUUUGGUGGGGGUUCCUGUUGCUCGUAUUGGUAAUGGUCGUCAGCUUGGUGGCUAUGGCGGUUGUGUUUUUGACGGAAGAUGAUUUGAUCAGGAUGUUGCAGGUAUCCAGAAACCACAGCGAGGGUGGUCCCGCUACGGGUGGUUCUUGUGAAGUUGGGGUUUGCCAGGCAGAAUUUUAUUAA